CACAACCCUCCAACCUCAAGAUGUCUUCUUCUUUGGAUCAAUUGAAGGCCAGCGGCACCGUUGUCGUUUGCGACUCGGGUGACUUCGAAACCAUUGGCAAGUACAAGCCGCAGGAUGCCACCACCAACCCUUCCCUUAUCCUUGCCGCCUCCAAGAAGCCCGAGUAUGCUCGCCUCAUCGAUGAGGCCGUGAAGGUCGCCAAGACCACGGGCGGUGAUGUCGACCAGCAGGUUGACGAGGCUCUCGACCAUCUCCUCGUCGAGUUCGGCAAGGAGAUCCUUAAGAUCAUCCCUGGCAAGGUCUCCACCGAGGUCGAUGCCCGGUGGUCUUUCGACACCAAGGCCUCUGUCGACAAGGCCCUGCGUAUUAUCCAGCUCUACAAGGAGCAGGGCAUCUCCAAAGACCGCGUUCUCAUCAAGAUCGCCUCCACCUGGGAAGGCAUCAAGGCCGCCGAGAUCCUCCAGCGCGACCACGGUAUCAACACCAACCUGACCCUCAUGUUCUCCCUCGUCCAGGCCAUCGCCGCCGCCGAGGCCGGUGCCUUCCUCAUCUCCCCCUUCGUCGGCCGUAUUCUCGACUGGUACAAGGCCGCCAACAAGAGGGACUACUCCAAGGAGGAGGACCCCGGCGUCAAGUCGGUCCAGAGCAUCUUCAACUACUACAAGAAGCACGGCUACAAGACCAUCGUCAUGGGCGCGUCUUUCCGCAGCAUUGGCGAGAUCACUGAGCUCGCUGGCUGCGACUACCUCACCAUCUCCCCCAACCUCCUCGAGGAGCUUCACAACUCGUCCGAUGCCCUCCCCAAGAAGCUCGACGCUUCCAGCGCUGCCUCGCUCGAUAUCGAGAAGAAGACGUACAUCAACGACGAGGCCAACUUCCGCUUCGACUUCAACGAGGACCAGAUGGCCGUCGAGAAGCUGCGCGAGGGUAUCAGCAAGUUCGCCGCCGAUGCCGUCACCCUCAAGGAUAUCCUGAAGCAGAAGAUCUCCGCUUAAGCGUUUAGCGUGGUAAAAUGACGUGGAGGACAAGCACACAAAAAGCAUAGUGAUGAUAAUGACGGAGGAAUGUCGAUAGUCGCAUGAGAUGAAAUCUUGCUUGGGAGGCUAGAUGACCCUAUAGAAUGGCGAAUCGUAACAGUCGAAGUUGGUCUCCCGGAA
This is a messenger RNA of Sodiomyces alkalinus F11, 1157 nucleotides long. RefSeq names its product transaldolase. The record is from RefSeq and is a predicted model, not a curated record. The transcript is spliced from 6 exons. Gene Ontology annotation, cellular component: cytoplasm; intracellular anatomical structure. The coding region runs from base 21 to 995 and encodes 324 amino acids. Gene Ontology annotation, biological process: pentose-phosphate shunt; carbohydrate metabolic process; pentose-phosphate shunt, non-oxidative branch. Lineage: Eukaryota; Fungi; Ascomycota; Sordariomycetes; Glomerellales; Plectosphaerellaceae. Gene Ontology annotation, molecular function: transaldolase activity.